This is a messenger RNA of Sander lucioperca (pikeperch), 2367 nucleotides long. RefSeq names its product protein NATD1 (gene natd1). Lineage: Eukaryota; Metazoa; Chordata; Actinopteri; Perciformes; Percidae. The coding region runs from base 247 to 582 and encodes 111 amino acids. The transcript is spliced from 3 exons. The record is from RefSeq and is a predicted model, not a curated record.
UUAUAACUAUGUGUAACAGUUACUAAUAUUGCAAUUAUCUUAAUUUUUACAUCUAUCUGCACUGUUCUCUCCUCCCUGACAAUGCCGGCGUUGAUUGGCUGGCUGUCACAUUACCUCACAGCUGAUUUCGUUGGAUGAGGUGUUGUGUGCUGCUUUGACCGUUCAUCACUUAUUUUCAUGUAGCCAUUUCUGGUUAGCAACGCUGAAAAGUAGCAUAGCAGUCAUCGUCAACUGUAGCAAGCUACUAUGGCACAGGCAGCACCGGCGAAUGUCUUCGACGCAAACAACUCUCAGAUCCAGGUGGAACACGAUAAAAAGCGUCGGCAGUUUGUUAUAAGACUAAAUGGAUCUCAUGAUCGUGCAGUUCUGCUGUAUGAAUAUGUUGGGAAGAAGACAGUUGACUUGCAACACACUGAAGUUCCAGAUGCUUACAGAGGUAGAGGAAUAGCCAAGCACCUGGCCAAGGCAGCCAUGGAUUUUGUGGUGGAAGAGGAUCUGAAAGCCCACUUGACCUGCUGGUACAUUCAGAAAUAUGUCAAAGAGAAUCCUCAGCCUCAAUACUUUGAACAUAUUUAUCAAUGACCCUACAUGACUCUGACAGAGAAGAGGAGGAGAAAGAGACUCCCAGGGGAUAAAUGCUGUGUGGCAUCAUGCUUUGGAGUUACAGGCUGACAUACAACAAAUGACCUUCCAGGCAUGUCCCUCCAGAGACAACUGAUCUCACGGCAAAGACGUCCAUGAGCUGAACGUUGGGUCUACGGGUCCGUAAUGUGGGGAUACACACUCGCCAGAAACAGGAACUGCAUCUGCUGGUCACUAGCUGUAAAAACAUGAGCAAAUAAACUAACCAAAGCUGAAGCCUGUUACCUCAUACAGAAACCUUCAGGAUCCACCCAUUAUGGACUGGAAACAAGGGUUAGGCUGCAUUCACAUCAAAUCGGGCGUUUCGGCGAAAACGCCAGUCCCCCCAUUCAUGUGAAUAUGGCUAGUGCGAUUAGGCUGCAGAGGAUGCCGGAAAAAAACGCAGCAGCUUACAAAAGAAAAGUUGAAACAGAAUAAACUUUUGGAGAAACGCAACCCGACGACACUGCCAAUCAUGUCAAGUGUGUCGUACUGGCAAACAAACUAAACACAAUGGAGUGGGGAACACAAUGGAGAUACAAAUGGGUCGUUUAGGUGACACUCCCAUACCGUCGCACAACGCUGCGCUGAUCACCACAACGCCUGAUUUGGUGGGAAUGCAGCCUUAGGCCUGUAAUGAGAACAGAUGCGAGUCAAAUCUUAUAUGUUGCAAAUUUCCUGUCCUUUGGACUCACUGGUUGUGAGCAGAAGCCAUAAUAGCUUCACUGAUGCUCAAAGUUGAUGACUUUUAUAUUUCGACCUUUUUUGUUAUUUCUUUUCUAUUUUGCUUUCCUCUCCUCUCUUUAAAGUGUUUUUAGGGCUGAAAUGCUACUUUGGUAAACUGAUUCAUAAAAAUAGAAUGAGAGUAGAACAGACAUUCCCAUUCAAAUCAACAUAGCAGGAUGGUUGGAGUGGCGGCCAUUUUUAUGUGCCAUUGCAAACGGACUGACCGUUGUAGCGAGCUAACUCAUUCUAUUUCUAUGGUCAAUGCACAGUGCUGAGCACCAUUUUCUUUUGAACUAAUCAAAUUACCACAGCAAACAGUUCAAUGUCCACUCUACUUGUAUUAUAUUUUUAUGCUGUGAAUGCUAAACGCAUCUUUAACAUUAAGAUACUCAAGAGGUUUUUUUUUUCUUGGUAAUUGCAAAGAGGUAUAGGCAUAAAUUGGUGGGUAAUUUUUUAAAAAACAAUCUGCAUUUUGAAGACAUUAUUUUCCCAAACUCUCAAUUUGGUUCCAGUGUUAUCUCUAUCCACUCUUCCCAGUAACAAAUGUACCCGUUCAUUAUUGGAGUCACAAAUGGAUUAGUCAAAGGUGCAGAGAUUUGUAAACCAAAGAACACAAACUGAGUCGAACUCUGGGGACAAAACUCGUAAUUGUCUCCAUUGUAUGUGUUAAAUAUUACAGGCACUCGUGAUACAUUGGGUCUGAAGGUUGUCCACGUGGAGAUGGAUAAAUAUCUCUGCUUAAAACGGCAUUUCAAAAACAGCAGUUAUAUUCAGGGCAUUUACAUUGUAUUGUGUCCACCAUCACAAUAAUGACACUGGAUCGCCGAAGCUUACUCACUUGUUUUUUUUUUCUUGUCAUUUGAUCCUUUUUGUUCGUACUCACAAGGCUUCUUUCACCAGCUGAUAUUAAAAUGAUAAAGGUCAUCAUGGAAGAAAUGUUUUACUGAAGGAGGUUUACUGUGGUUUCCCUUUUUUAGGCUCUUCAUGAGCUUCUGCUGUUGACAAUCUUCAUGUGUUGAG